CACACUUCUGGAUUAAUUAAGACGAAUUUCAGUUACCAGCUUCAUUUCGAUGCAUUUCUGUUUGCUGCGUGUUUGUUUACUUGAUGUUAAAAAAUAGAUAUUUUACAAAAUGUUAAAGCAGCAUGUUCUGGUGGAAUUAAAGCAGUUCGUUCAGGCAGUAACAAGUCAUCGUGGCAGCCCCAAGAAACUUACAAACAGUUCACUGCUACGCAGCAGCUUUCAUCUGCUCGAGGAUCUACCGGCUGCGCGCGAAAUCAUCUUCGAGUACUUUUCAUUAGUAGCUGAAGUGGCUGUACAGAAUUAUGUAGCGAAUGCAAACGUAGAUUACGCUACUGGGCUGCCUAUACGACAGGGGAAACAAGGUGGUGGUGGUGGUGGUGGUCCGAGUUCAAGCAACAAUGUUCCCACACAACCAACUGUCAUAGAGGAUAGUAGUUGGUCAGCGGUACAAGAAGCUUUGGAAAACUUAGUUAUCAAAGGUCCACCGGCUUGGGGCCCGGUAAUUGCGUCAUGGAGUCUCGACUUGGUGGGAAAAUUAUCGGACAAGUACACCAAACGGAAAAUGUCUAUUGUAGCGGCCUGCAAUUAUUGGCUGAACUGCGGUGCAAUGCGCGGGCUACUUACAUUGAUUAGCCUAAGUUUUCGCAAACUUACCAAUGCUGAGAAGGAAACAUGUGUGGAGACUCUGCUAGCUGCUUUUCAGCGUUAUUCGCUGAGCUUUGACUGGGUUGUAGCGCGCCUUGGUGGUUGCUUUCCUCUUAGUAUUAUUUCACAGAUAUUGCAAUGUAGUCUCAAACGUUUUGCUGAAGAUUACCGCUGCCGCUUUGACUCUGAGCUGGGCAUUCUAGAUUACUUGUCCUUUGCACAUGAGCAAGAGCUGAAGCAAGCUUUGACUGAUCUACUAAAGGAUGGGUUUAAUCCGAAAAAAAGUUUGGAUGCGUGUAUAAUACCAUUUUUAUUGGUGAUGGCUACUUUUGCAGAUGCAUUGCUGCAGAAUUUGGUUGUUGUCUUCCUCGAAAUGUAUAAUGACGAUCUACGCCUGACUAUCAUACAAAAAACGCCGCUUUGGAUGAGUAACAAAUUAUUUGCAGAAAUGCAACCUUCGCUCAACAGUUUGGCGUUGCGUUUGAAAUCGAAUGGCUCACAGUUGCUAAUCGCAGUGUCGCAAAUGGCCGAGCAAUAUGCUUGGUGCCAAGAUUUUCUGGAAUAUACGCUGCAGGAUUUGGAGCAAGUGGUGUUAAAUGCUACGGUUUGUCCGCUAAUGAAUGAUCUAGCGACCGAAGACUCGAAAUAUUUACUUUGGAAAAGUUGUUUAAGCGCUAACAUUUUUCAGCAGCAAACUGCUGUGCGUUUGCUGUUAAUUGUUUCCACACAACAUUCGCACAUUUAUUAUCAGACAAUAUCAGAGCUGCUGCGUAAAUCGUAUGUGGCCAAUCCCAAUGGUUUAGGUGCGGUAAUCCGUAUAAUUGGUGGACAAAGUGGUGUAGUCGAAUUUCCAUGCAUUAAGCCGGGCUUACAAAUGGUGCUGGAAGAGGUUUUGCUGCAGGAACAAUUCAAGCACACACGGCUGGUAAACGACGAUCAAUCGGAGGCGCUAAACACAUUCAAAAACCUCAAUAUGCUAACUAAAAUGCAAAAAAAGAACUCCUUCCAAUAUAUGAAGCAAAGCUUAUUGCCCAAUGUGCUCAACGAUUGUCUACCAAAAAUUUUACAAAUACUUGAAGUUACAGUGACCAAAGUUAAUCUGCGUAUGAAUAAAUUAACAGAAGCAGCUGGUGCGGCAAAACGUGCGGAGGCACAAAGUAACAGCAACCACGAGCUGAGUAGAGAAAGAAAAAAGGUAAAAGUCGGUGCAAUGGAUUUAGAAGCGGAAGCAAUGGAUGUGGAAAGUGCUGAGGAUGAUACAAAAAUCAUAAUAGGCGUACCACUUUUCGACUCGGAUGACAGUGAAGACGAAGAAAAAGAUGCAAACCGACGCAUUUUAGCGCAUACCAUCAUCGAUUUACUCAACACAAUAGAAGCUGGCUUAAAAGGCACCGUUAUGCGCACAACAGAGGUGUUAAAACUAUCAGUAUUAAGCGUAAAAUAUUUCUUCUUAGCGCUAACUGAGAAAAGCGCAGUAAGCCGUUCGGCAGCUGUAAAUCGCGCUUACUUGCUGCUCGCCCGCCAGUGCUCUGCGCGUAAAGCUGCGCGCAGCGCCUGCAUACGGGAGUUGGUAGAGGGUGCACUCUUCUAUUAUGGCUACCUAUUCGGUCAAUUUGAAGAGCCCGAAGUGAAUCAACUCGAAAUACCCGAGCACGAAAUGGUUUUGCUGCAAAAUCAGCGUCACAGUUUAGGUCCAAAUGCCAAUCGUACUGUAUUGCAUGCCGGUGUAAUUGGGCGCGGUUUGCGACCUGAUGUCACCGCAAAGGAACAAACAGGUUGUCCGGCUGAAACACAAACGCUGCUACUCAAGGCGCUUGAUGCUUGUUGCACCGUGGCGGAGAAACAAAAUUCCGUUGAAGGCUAUUCAAUGAUUUCGCUGUUGCUCGUUGAAAUGGUUUCCACCGAUGUCAUGUACAAUGGACUGCCAUUUCCGGAUGAAGAGUUCACCAAAGUGACGAUGGAGCGUGACUUAAUGAUACGACGUGCCUUUAGCACAUCACCUGUGCUCUGGGCGCUGCUGGGCUUUAUAGCGGCGCAUCGGCCGGCUCUAUGCUUCUCAUCGGUGCUUUUGCGUGCGAUGUGUGCCACUUGCCUGCAUCAAUGGCGCGCCAAAAAUGUAAAUAAAUUUCAACCUUUCGACCCGUCCGAUGAGCUAAUGCGUUGCACCCAGAAGCUGUUGCAAUUGUUGGCAAUGGGUCAAUUGCUGCCGCCGCCGCUUUCUAAUCUGCAUGUAAUAAUUAAACACUUUGAGCCACCAGAGAUUGCUUUGUUGCUGAAGGAGUGUAUAUGGAAUUACCUUAAGGAUCACGUGCCAUCACCGGCGCUAUUUCAUGUCGACAACAACGAGUUGCAUUGGCGCAAUCCGCACUUGUCGAAAAUUCCACCCCAAUACGUGGACACAUUGCGUAAUUUAAUGCAGAAGAAACUGACAAAAUUAGGCCAGCAUUAUUACCAGAUGUUUAUUAUGCCCGAGUUGAAUGACGCGAACGCUGCUCAAGUGGGCUUAGCCGAAUCAACAGCUAAUAAGGGAGAGUUGGAGCUUGUUAAGUAGUGAAUUUAUUAUUAAUUAGUGCAAAAGUAGAAAUUUUGCUGCACUGUUAAUUAAUUCGAUAAAGAAUAGAUCUGUUCUUGAAGCAAAUACAAUUUUUACAAAUUAUUAAGUUCUGGUGUUCAUGUAACCAAAAAACCUUGCAAAGUAGGGGAAAGUGUGAGAGCAAAAUGACAAUUUUGAGGGGAAGUUGCAGGUUUUUACUCAAGGUGGAUUUACCUUGUUUUUACUGGAUAAAUUUUUACAUGUAAGAAUUUGCACAAGGCGAAUUUAUUACAGGUUGAAUUUGCAAGUGAGAAAAACAGCUGAUCGCAAAGUAAAAAUAAGCACGAAUUAAAAUUUGCGUAUUGA
Messenger RNA from Anastrepha ludens (Mexican fruit fly), 3544 nucleotides. It is a transcript of the gene omd, whose product is annotated as integrator complex subunit 5. The transcript has 9 exons. Lineage: Eukaryota; Metazoa; Arthropoda; Insecta; Diptera; Tephritidae. Bases 110 to 3196 code for a protein of 1028 amino acids. Gene Ontology annotation, cellular component: integrator complex. The record is from RefSeq and is a predicted model, not a curated record. Gene Ontology annotation, biological process: snRNA 3'-end processing.